Molecule: messenger RNA, 1383 nt
Organism: Triticum turgidum subsp. durum (durum wheat)
Lineage: Eukaryota; Viridiplantae; Streptophyta; Magnoliopsida; Poales; Poaceae
Source: the annotation of a GenBank genome assembly
AUGCUGCCACUACUACGCUUCUCUCUCGCAGAGUCACGAGCCGCACAGUUCACCUCAGUCGUCAGUGAGCUCCACGGCCCGAGGAAGGAAGCAAGCGGCAUCUCUCGGGAACGAACGACGAUGGGGCUGUCCGCCAUCUUCGCCGCGGCCGUGAUGGUCGCGAUCGUCGUGGUGGCGUCGGAGGCGAAGACGACGAUCGAGCCGUGCUCGGGGUCGGACUCCUGCCCGGCGCUGCUGGGCUACACGCUCUACGCCGACAUGAAGGUCUCCGAGGUGGCCGCGCUCUUCGCCACCGACCCGGCCGCGCUCCUCGCCGCCAACGCGCUCGACUUCGCCGCCCCGGGCGCCGCGCACCGCAUCCUGCCCAUGGGCCUCUUCCUCCGCGUGCCCACGCGCUGCGCCUGCGCCGACGGCGUCCGCAAGUCCGUCGCCGUCCGCUACGCCGCGCGCCCCGCCGACACGCUCGCCACCGUCGCCGACGUCGUCUUCGCGGGGCUCGCCUCCGCCGACCAGAUCCGCGGCGCCAACGGCCUCGCCGACGCCGACGCCGACGCGCCGCUCGAUGCGGGCCAGCGGCUCGUCGUGCCGCUCCCCUGCGUCUGCUUCAACUCCACCGACAGCAACCUCCCCGCCGUGUACCUCUCCUACGUGGUGCAGGUCGGGGACACCGUGCCCGCCGUCGCGGCCGCCUACGAGACCACCGUCACGGACGUCAUGAACGUCAACGCCAUGGGCAGCCCCGUCGCCGCGCCGGGCGACAUCCUCGCCAUCCCAUUGCCAGCAUGUGCAUCAUCAUUUCCAAAGACCGCUUCAGACCAUGGACUGCUGGUGGCAAAUGGAACCUAUGCACUUACCGCAGGCAACUGUGUGCAGUGCAGCUGUGGGCCGGGCAAUCUCAAUUUAUAUUGCACACCGGCUUCAUUGUCAGGAUCAUGCCCGAGCACGCAGUGCAGUAACAGCAAUGUGCUGCUCGGCAACGCGAGCACCCACGCCACAAAUGCAGGCUGCAAUGUCUCUUCAUGCAGCUAUGGAGGUUUUGUCAAUGGGACUAUUACAACACUGCUGGACACUGGUCUUCAACCGACAUGCCCAGGACCGCACCAAGUUCCUCUGCUCACAGACCCACCGACGACGGUGAACCGCGACUACUCGACCUCUCUUGCCCCGCUAUCCGCGCCCGUGCCCGCAGAAGCGGGCGGCGUCAUGGCGGAGCCCCCGCCGAAGUCGUCGGAGCACGGAGGGUCCUUCACGCUCCCCAAGGUUUCUCCGACGCAUGGCCCCGCCGGAAGCGUCUCAAAGGCACCACCGCCUCCGAUGAGCAAACCGCAGCGAAUCCUAUCCGGGUUCAUCUUGUGCCUUCUUCUCCAGCACUUCCAUGUGUGA